This is a messenger RNA of Torulaspora globosa, 771 nucleotides long. RefSeq names its product casein kinase 2 regulatory subunit CKB2 (gene CKB2). Gene Ontology annotation, molecular function: protein kinase regulator activity. Gene Ontology annotation, cellular component: cytoplasm; protein kinase CK2 complex. The record is from RefSeq and is a predicted model, not a curated record. Lineage: Eukaryota; Fungi; Ascomycota; Saccharomycetes; Saccharomycetales; Saccharomycetaceae. Bases 1 to 771 code for a protein of 256 amino acids. The transcript has a single exon.
AUGGCCAAUAAAGCGGGAGAUGGCGCAACAGCAGAGGCGGCAGCAGCGCAGCGCAACGAGGGCCAGGAUGUGGAUGAUGCAAUGGGAGGAGUUACGGAUUCUUCGGAGUACGUGGAGAUGUGGAUUGAUCUGUUUCUGGGGCGCAAGGGACACGAGUAUUUCUGCGACGUGGACCCGGAGUACAUCACGGACCGGUUCAACCUGAUCAACUUGCAGAAGACGGUGUCGAAGUUCACGCAGGUGGUGCAGUACAUCGUCGACGAGCUGGACGAGUUUGUGCUGGAGGGGAUGUCGCAGUCGCGGCUGGAGCAGCUCGAGAGCGACGCCCGCAAGUUCUACGGGCUGAUCCACGCGCGGUACAUCAUCACGGUGAAGGGCCUGUCCAAGAUGCUGACCAAGUACAAGAGCGCGGACUUUGGGCGGUGUCCCCGCGUGUACUGCAACUUCCAGCCGCUGCUUCCGGUCGGGCUGCACGACGUGCCGGGCAUCGACUGCGUGAAGCUGUACUGUGCGUCGUGCGAGGACCUCUACAUCCCCAAGUCGUCCAGACACAGCAGCAUCGACGGGGCGUACUUCGGCACCAGCUUCCCGGGCAUGUUCCUGCAGGCGUUCCCAGAGAUGGUGCCCGAACACCCGGUCAAGAGAUACGUCCCGAAGAUCUUCGGCUUCGAGCUGCACAGGCAGGCGCAGCUGGCCCGCUGGCAGGAGCUGCAGCGGCGCAAACUCGCCGCCCGGCUCGGUGCUCUCCCCAGAGGUGGCUACAGAAAAUAG